Drosophila mojavensis is the source of this 1278-nucleotide messenger RNA. RefSeq names its product NADH-ubiquinone oxidoreductase chain 2-like. The annotation marks the transcript as partial. NCBI's taxonomy places the organism in Eukaryota, Metazoa, Arthropoda, Insecta, Diptera, Drosophilidae. The record is from RefSeq and is a predicted model, not a curated record. Gene Ontology annotation, biological process: mitochondrial electron transport, NADH to ubiquinone. The transcript has a single exon. Gene Ontology annotation, molecular function: NADH dehydrogenase (ubiquinone) activity.
UUAAGCUACUGGGUUCAUACCCCAUUUAUAAAGGUUUUAAUCCUUUUCUUUUUAAUUUUUAAUAAUUCUUCAAAAAUUUUAUUUACUGCAAUAAUAAUUAUUGGAACUUUAAUUACAGUAACUGCAAAUUCUUGGUUAGGAGCUUGAAUAGGUUUAGAAAUUAAUUUACUAUCUUUUAUCCCCCUUAUAAGAGAUAGAAAUAAUUUAAAAUCUACUGAAGCUUCAUUAAAAUAUUUUUUAACCCAAGCUUUAGCUUCUACAGUUUUAUUGUUUUCUGUUAUUUUAUUAAUAUUAAAAAAUAACAUAAAUUACGAAAUUAGUAAUUCUUUUAUUUCUAUAAUUAUUACAUCAACUUUAUUGUUAAAAAGAGGGUCAGCUCCGUUUCAUUUUUGAUUUCCAAAUUUAAUAGACGGAUUAACGUGAAUAAAUGCUUUACUAUUAAUAACUUGACAAAAAAUUGCACCUUUAAUAUUAAUUUCUUAUUUAAAUACAAAAAAUAUUUUAUUAAUUAGAGUAAUUUUGUCAGUCAUUGUAGGGGCUAUUGGUGGUUUAAACCAAACAUCCCUACGAAAAUUAAUAGCUUAUUCUUCUAUUAACCAUUUAGGAUGAAUAUUAAGAGCAUUAAUAUUAAAUGAAUCUGUUUGAUUAAUUUAUUUUUUAUUUUAUUCUUUGCUAUCAUUUACAUUAAUUUUUAUAUUUAAUAUUUUUAAACUAUUUCAUUUAAAUCAGUUAUUUUCUUGGUAUUCCUGUAAUAAAAUUUUAAAAUUUGUUUUAUUCACAAAUUUUUUAUCUUUAGGAGGAUUACCCCCAUUUUUAGGAUUUUUGCCAAAAUGAAUUGUAAUUCAACAACUAACUUUUUGUAAUCAAUAUUUUCAAUUAUUAAUUUUAUUAGUAACAACAUUAAUUACACUAUUUUUUUAUCUACGAAUAUGUUACUCAGCAUUUAUACUAAAUUAUUACGAAAUCGUUUGAAUAAAUAAUUCACAAGUAAACAAUUUUACUUUAAAUUUAUUUAUAUUACUAUCAUUUUUUUCAAUUUUUGGUUUAAUUUUUAUUUCAAUAUUUUUUGCUAUAUUUUAAAUUAAGGCUUUAAGUUAAAUAAACUCAUAGCCUUCAAAGCUGUAAAUAUAGGUAUACCCUUUAAGCCUUAGUAAAUUUUACACCUUCAAAAUUGCAGUUUGAUAUCAUUAUUGACUAUAAGACCAUAAUAAUUUUGAUUAAGAAGAAUAACUCUUAUAAAUAGAUUUACAAUCUAUCGCCUAAACUUCAGCCACUUAA